Molecule: messenger RNA, 2259 nt
Organism: Opisthocomus hoazin
Lineage: Eukaryota; Metazoa; Chordata; Aves; Opisthocomiformes; Opisthocomidae
Gene: MINDY4
Product: MINDY lysine 48 deubiquitinase 4
Biological process (GO): protein K48-linked deubiquitination
Molecular function (GO): K48-linked deubiquitinase activity; cysteine-type deubiquitinase activity
Source: RefSeq, a predicted model, not a curated record
AUGGACAACUCCUUUGUGGAAGAAGUGGCUGCAUCACUGGUGAGAGAAUUUCUCAGUAGAAAGGGUUUGAAGAAAACCAUCACCACCAUGGACCGAGAGCUUCCGCGUUCUGCACUUAGCAUCAAUAACAGGAAUGAACUUCGCAACGUCCUGCAUCUGCACUCCUUGUACAAACAGAACAAGGCAAAGGAGAACCCACUGAAAACACUUCUUGAAAUUAUUACCAAUUACUUCCUUGAGCACCGUGGGACUUCCAGAAGCAUCAGUUCAAGUUCUGCUCUGUCAGCUCCUCCAAGUAAGAGCUCAGCAUCUCAUCCACCUGACUUCUCGGAUGAAGACCAUGUGCGUGGGAGUGCCAUUAUGCUCGAUGAAAAUGAAACUCAAGCCUACAGAUAUGAUGUUGAGAAUCCACUAGAUAAAAUCCUUCCAUCCAGAAAACAUCAGCACAAAAGUGAAAAAUGCCGCACAGGGACAAUACACAAUGGCCACUUACCCUCUGAUGGGGAUAAGAAGUUAAAAGAAAGUGGAGAAGAGAUUUCUGAGGAGCUGAAAUCCACAGUAAAGGAGAAGCCAAGGCCCAGGUCUGGUCUCAUUGUCAGAGGAAUGAUGGCGGGACCAGUAGCAAGUUCACCAGAGGAUCUGCAAAAAAGGAGGCUUUCAAAACAAUCCACUAGCAUAAGCAGCACAGCACACUUCAAGGGUGAAGAACAUGAAGAAAACGACCUGAGUGUCCCAAGUACUGAUUUUCAAGAAAGCAAAGGAUCUUCAAUACAAGUAGAUAUGGAGUUUUCAUCAAAGACUUUGUCAAGCUCACACACACGUUCAGCCUCUGAAAAACUAAGAAGCAUCUCCAAAGAUACAGAUGACUCUUUUGCCAAACUGCUAUCUGAAAGAGAGAGGACUGAAACAGAAGAAAGAAAAUCAAUUCCAAGCUUUGGUACAGAAAGCAAUGAAAAAAGCCUUAAAGUGAGUGGCCCUCACAGACAUUCAGGGUCUGGAAGAGAGAAAAGAGAAAGAUCCCUCAGGAAAAGUGAGAGUCGGUUGUCAGGCCACAGGAAGUCUCCAACAUCCCCCUGCUAUAAAGAAGACCAGGUGAAAGAUGUCCUAGAAUUAGUUGAUGUUGAGGAUGAGGAAACAACUGGAGAAGUUAGUAAGAACCUGGAUCUUUCAACACUGUCUAUGCUUCAAGUAGCAUCAAAAGCAAUUGAUAUUUCUCUUGCAAAAGAAUUAAAAAAUCUUUUGUUUGGCUCUACUCUUUGUUGCUUCAGUGAAGAAUGGAAAAUACAGAGUUUUACAUUUAAUAACAUACCACAGUUAAAAUACGGCAUUGUGCAAAAAAAGGGUGGCCCAUGUGGAGUACUGGCUGCAGUUCAAGCUUGUGUCCUACAGCAGCUUAUCUUUGCAGACAGUAACAGGAAUAAAGACACUCGUUGUCUUCAGCCUUCGGAAGUGCACAGGACCAAAUGCCUCACCAUGGCUCUUGCAGACAUAUUGUGGCGUGCAGGAGGUGGUGAAAAAGCAAUUGUGGCACUGCCGUCAGGAAGACAGCAGUUCACUCCCAUAGGAAAAUACAAGGCAGAUGGAAUCUUAGAAACUCUAAUACUACAUAGUGCCACAAGAUAUGAAGAUCUGAUUGUAUUUCUUCAGCAGAAUAUUCACCAGUUUGAAACUGGUCCCUGUGGAUGCAUCCUUCUGACUGUGUCUGUCAUCUUAUCAAGAUCUAUCAAUCUGGUGCGCAAUGAUUUUGAUGUGCUUACAAACCGAUUAAUUGGCAGCCAUGGCUAUUGUACUCAGGAGCUGGUGAACUUGCUUUUGACUGGCAAAGCUGUGUCCAAUGUUUUCAACAAUGUGAUAGAGCUGGACUCGGGAAAUGGCAAUAUCACAAUUUUGAAAGGUAUCACAAGCCGCAGUGACAUUGGUUUGCUGUCUCUCUUCGAACACUAUGAUGUUUGUCAGGUUGGUUGUUACCUGAAGACCCCUAAAUACCCAAUAUGGUUGGUAUGCAGUGAAAGUCACUUCAGUGUGCUUUUUUGUUUGGAAAAGGAUUUACUAGCUGACUGGAAAACAGAGCGGAGAUUUGAUCUAUAUUAUUAUGAUGGCUUGGCCAACCAGGAAGAAGAAAUACGGUUAACAGUUGACACAACUCAGAUGUGCACUGAAGAUAAAGAAAACGAUCUUACUCCUCCACUUGAGCACUGUAUUAGGACAAGGUGGCAAGGAGCUGUUAUUGACUGGAAUGGCACAGAACCAGUCUUGUGA